Molecule: messenger RNA, 1668 nt
Organism: Serinus canaria (Common canary)
Lineage: Eukaryota; Metazoa; Chordata; Aves; Passeriformes; Fringillidae
Product: ethanolaminephosphotransferase 1-like
Exons: 12
Coding region: 495-1565 (356 amino acids)
Biological process (GO): phosphatidylethanolamine biosynthetic process
Cellular component (GO): Golgi apparatus; endoplasmic reticulum membrane
Molecular function (GO): ethanolaminephosphotransferase activity
Source: RefSeq, a predicted model, not a curated record
UCAUCCGUCCUCCCAUCGCUCCCAUCCCUCCGUGCCUCGGUGCCGGCGCGGCGCAGGGCGGCGAUGUGGCGGUGGCGCUAUGUGAGCGGCCGGCAGCUGCACGGCUUCCGACACUACAAGGCUGGGCUCCAACCAGGGCGUUCAGCUUUUCCUGGUUCCUAUCAAGCCCUUCCGUUCCCUGUGCCAGCAGCUCUGCCUGUUCACCUCAGCAGGAAUGAAGGUGGAGGAAGUGUGGCUUCGAGAGUGUUCUCCAGGUUGCUUCCUAGGAACUUGUCAUGCACAGAAGCUAAUUAAAAUGUACCAACCUGUUUGUGAGUCUCCGAUGUGAGUGGGAUAAAACAUUCUGCAAGCUGCUUCUGGCCACAGGGCGGGAGUUGCACAGGUAUGGCUGAAUUCAUUGAAUUUGCUGGUCAGCAUAUUGUCCCAUAUUUCACAGUCUUUGAAUACCAGUUGAGUACAGUGCUGUGGAUACAAAUCCUUUGUCUGUGUAUAUUAUGCAGCCCAUCUGGAAUAAAAUUAUUAAGAUAGUGCCUUUGUGGAUUGCUCCCAACCUGUUAACAUUCUCUGGAUUUGUCAUGAUUUUAUUUAAUUAUUUUCUAAUAUCUUUUUAUGACUGGGACUACACUGCCUCAGGUACCAGUCCUGGACUUGUUCCCACCUGGGUGUGGCUGUUCAGUGCUUUUACCACCUUUUGUGCUUAUGCUUUAGACUCCAUCGAUGGGAAACAUGCUCGAAGGACUCAGUCCAGUACUCCCCUGGGAGAACUAUUUGACCAUGGGUUGGACAGCUGGGCUACCUCCAUUUUUGUGCUUUCUUUUUUUUCUGUCUGUUCCCGUGACAAUGGGAAGACUGGAGUUUCUGUAUAUACAAUGUAUAUAUAUUUAAGCAUUGUCUUGUUUAACUUCAUGUGUUCACACUGGGAGAAAUAUAACACAGGAGUUCUUUUUCUUCCUUGGGGAUAUGAUAUAAGCCAAGUGGUGUUAAUAGCAGCAUAUCUGCUCACUGGUACUGUUGGUGUGGAGGUCUGGCAGAAGCCUUUGCUGUUUGGUUAUUAUAUUACAGAUGUAUUAGUUAUCCUGCUUAUAGUCUUCAGUUUGUUUCUAUCCUUUCCACAAACACUAUACAACAUUCACAGAGCACAUUUAAAGAAAACACUGAAGAAUGAUUCUCUGUAUGAAGGACUGCUACCUCUUGUGUCACCUCUGUUGCUGUUCAUUCUUCUUACAGUCUGGGUGGUUUUAUCUCCAAGCAACAUAUUAGCAAAGCAACCCAGACUGUUUUUAUGGAUGGUUGGGGUUGCUUUCUCCAAUGUUAUUUGCAAGGUGAUCAUCUGCCAGAUGAGCAGCACGCGGCCGGAGCUGUUCCACUGGUUCCUGUUCCCGCUGGCGCUGGUGGUGUACGCGGCCAUCUCGGGGCUGCUGGGCCGCAUGGAAGAAGCCGUUCUCGCCGUGUUCACCAUCCUGGUCACGGCUGCCCACGUGCACUACGGCGUCUGCGUGGGUAGACAGCUGAGUGAGCACUUGAACAUUUACAUCUUUUCCCUGAAGAAACGCGUCCAAGAGUGAACACCUGCACUACGAUCAGACUGUAAAACUUGGCAUGGAGAUUUGCAGCUCUUCUGAUGUGAAAAAUAGUUGGAAUGAAUCUGAUUAAAAUAACCAAAGAAUA